AUUAAAAACAAAAAAAUGCCGUCUUCGUUGAUAAGUAUAAUGUAAUACAAGAUUCUUAAUAACAGAACUACCAAGCAUCUUUAUUUACUUUCGUACGUUGAAUUAAUUAUCAGAUGAAAAAUAAUGAAUUAACCCUACAAACUUUAUAAAUCCGUCCAAGGCGUUGAAUGCUUUUAAAAAAUAAGUGAGAGUGAUCUAUGUCCUACUGAAUGAUUGCAGGGUCUUCGUAUACAUAACAAUAAACAUCAACAAUAAUAUUGCAGGAAAAUCGAUAAAAUCUACAAUAAGAGAGAAGCCAUAUUUCAAAGUUUUCAAUAAAUUAUAAAUUCCCAAACACUGAAAUUUGUGUUUUACGUUUGCUGAAAUGGCGACUGAUACUGAUACCGAUUCGGAGAGACCACCAAAUAGAAUUGAGAUUGACUUUAGAAGCACUUGUUACGAAAAAAUACCGCUAUGGAAGUCGUGGGCAGCAAAAGGCAGAGUCCAAGAAGCAAUCAAUCAAUUAUUAUUUUUAGAGAAACAAACAAGAGCUCGCUCAUCUGUACCAGACGUUACAGCACGAAUCUUGGUAGCCAUAGUACAGAUAUAUUUUGAAGCCAAAAAUUGGUUAGCCCUUAACGAACAAAUUCUCGUUUUAGCAAGGAAAAGGACUCAACCGAAAGAAGCUGUUCUGAAAAUGGUACAAGAAUGUAUAACUUUCAUAGAUAAAAUACCAGAUAAGGCAAACAAAAUGAAAUUAAUCGAGACUCUAAGUUUCGUAACAGAAGGCAAAGCUUAUCUUCAAGAAGAAACGGCUUUGCUUAUUCGUAUGUUGGAAAAGAUUAAUGAAGAGGAACAAAUUCAAAAUGAAACUCCUACUGUUAGUAACAGGAGUGUGCCUUUAAAUUUCAUGGAUCCAGCGGAUAUUGAAAUUCCAAAAAAGAGAAAAAUAUUAGAUAGGAAUUCCAAAGAAAUAGUGUUUAAUUUGCACAAAUAUUUCAAUGCACUAAAAACCAAAGAUAUGUCAUGUAUCUAUCAAACAACAGCAGCUAAAUUAACAUCAGAUGCGACAGGUGUUCCAUUUUCUUCUGUUAAAAAGGUAAUUUUCGAAAGUAAAAGAACUUUGGAAGAAGGAAAGCCGUUUACUUGUUCAAAAAAAUUGUUAGUUUCGAGGAAAAAUAGAACUCACAUCAAUGAUUUUGAUAGGGCUGCAAUUCGGCAGACAAUUAUAGAUUAUUAUUAUGAAUAUUACGAAGAAGAUAAGGAUUUUCCCACUAUGACAACUUUGCACGAAACCGUGAAGGAAAAACUAAAGUAUCCUGGUUCAUGUGCUUCAUUACGACGGGAAGUAGCACGGAUGGGAUUUCAUUGGAAAAUGACAGAAGCUAAUUCUGGAAUAUUGGUGGAAAAACAUAAAGUACGUUUUCAACGACUAAAUUUUCUAACUAAAAUUGCUGAAUAUAGAUCACAAGGACGCCCGAUUGUGUUCGCUAGUGAGGUUUAUCUGGAUACUUCAAUUUCAUCAAGUCCAUCUACCAGGGGAAACGGUUUGAUUAUUGUUCAUGCUGGUGGAUCAGAUGGCUUCGUCCCAAAUGCACUAGCCAUGUUUGAAACUAAUGAUCCAGUUGGAGCUCGACCGCAUUAUUUGAGCAGCGAAGACUUCAUAAAAUGGAUUGAAAAUGACUUAAUGCCUAAUUUAAAACCAAAAAGUGUUGUAGUGAUUGAUAAUGUUUAUUAUCAAAAUAUAUUAGAAAAUCCAGCUCCUGGACCUCACGCCUCUAAACAAGAUAUGCUUGAUUGGCUAGAUUUUCGAAACAUUGUACACUCAUCAUCUAUGUUGAAACCGCAACUUUAUCAGUUAAUAUUGGAACAUAAGAAAAUCUUCAAAGAGUUUAAAAUUGAUUGUAUACUUCGAAAGAAUAAUCAUAGCGUACUUCGUCUUCCACAAUAUCACCCAGAACUAAACCCUUUUAAGAAAACAUGGUUAGUAAUAAAACAAAAUAUGGGGAAAAGAACCGAAUGGUGUAAGAAUGCUAAAAACGUAACAAAGUUUGUAAAGAACAAAAUAAAAUCACUUGAUGUACAAGAAUGGAAAAACGCAUGCGAUCAAGCAAUAAGAGAAGAACGUAAUUACAUAGGCCACGAGGCAGCAAUUGACGCCCUAACUGAGCGAUUACAGAAAAGCGUUUGUGAUUCGUCAGAAGAGAGUGAAGCUGAUAACGAUAUUAUAAUGGGUGAGGCAGAUUCUGAUGUAGAACUGGCAGAAACUUAAGUAGUGCCCAUUGUGUAGGAGCUGGUAAGAAAUUGCUGAUUAUCAUUUGUUCUUAAAUAUAUUUUUGAUACAGAUUUAUUAUGUUAGGAGUAUAUACAGUUUUGGAAUGGAAAACUGCCUCAUUAGUCGAGUAACAUUAUUGUGGUUGUGAUCCGAAUGCUAUAUCAAACUGGGCUCAGUUCCAGAAUCCAGGUUAUUACAGAGAAAAUUUCGUAAAAAACAAACAAACCUGAUCCGUAUCUCAGUAUCGGUCGUCGCACUUGCAAUCACUUGACUAACAAGACAGUUACGAAAAGUAAAAACGAUGUAUCAAUUUUAUUAUUUAAAUAAUUAUAGGUCUUAUAUUAUAUUAUAUAUAUCUUAAUUUACCAAUUCAGUAAGUAGCACUAGGAAGAUAGCUUAUACAAAUUAGUAUCGCUCAAAGUCGUGUUACUGAAUUCUAAUAUAAAAGUUGGUAUGCCUGGGUUUUAUGAAUCUUGGAAUACGAAUUUAAUUUCGAUUUUCUUGUCUAGUCACUUCCAACCCUUGUAGUUGAAGCAAUUACUUAUAAAGUAUUCGUAAACAUUUAAAAUGUCAUGGCCAUUUAUUUGUAUCUAGUAUACUCAAAUGCAAAGCGUAGUGAGAUUUUAUUAUUUAAUUUUUAAAUGUAAGCACAAAAUAUGUGUAACGGAAUUGUAAAUCUUCAGAAAAUAUAAAAUUUUUACAGAAAAUAA
Spodoptera frugiperda (fall armyworm) is the source of this 2964-nucleotide messenger RNA. RefSeq lists its product as uncharacterized. Gene Ontology annotation, molecular function: nucleic acid binding. The record is from RefSeq and is a predicted model, not a curated record. Bases 365 to 2251 code for a protein of 628 amino acids. The transcript is spliced from 5 exons. Gene Ontology annotation, cellular component: cytoplasm; nuclear proteasome complex; proteasome regulatory particle, lid subcomplex. Lineage: Eukaryota; Metazoa; Arthropoda; Insecta; Lepidoptera; Noctuidae.